AUGCUCUCCCCGGACGCCCCAGAGCAUCACGAUGCUCUCCCCGGACGCCCCAGAGCGUCGCUAUGCUCUCCCCGGACGCCCCAGAGCGUCGCGAUGCACUCCUCGGACGCCCCAGAGCAUCGUGAUGCUCUCCCCGGAAGCCCCAGAGCGUCGCAAUGCUCUCCCCGAACGCCCCAGAGCAUCGCGAUGCUCUCCCCGGACGCCCCAGAGCGUCGCGAUGCUCUACCCGUACGCCCCAGAGCGUCGCGAUGCUCUCCCCAGCCGCCCCAGAGCGUCGUGAUGCUCUCCCCGGACGCCCCAGAGCGUCGCGAUGCUCUCCCCGGACGCCCCAGAGCGUCGCGAUGCUCUCCUCGGACGCCCCAGAGCGUCACGAUGCUCUCCCCGGACGCCCCAGAGCGUCGCGAUGCUCUCCCUGGACACCCCGGAGCGUCGCUAUGCUCUCCCCGGACGCCCCAGAGCAUCGCGAUGCUCUCCCCGGACGCCCUAGAGCGUCGCGAUGCUCUUUCCAGACGCCCCAGAGCAUCGCGAUGCUCUCCCCGGACACCCCAGAGCGUCGCGAUGCUCUCCCGGGACGCCCCAGAGCGUCGCGAUGCUCUCCCCGGACGCCCCAGAGCGUCCGUCGCGAUGCUCUCCCCGGACGCCCAAGAGCGCCGCGAUGCUCUCCCCCGACGCCCCAGAGCGUCGCGAUGCUCUCCCCGGACGCCCCAGAGCGUCACGAUGCUCUCCUCGGACGCCCCACAGCGUCGCGAUGCUCUUCCCGGACGCCCCAGAGCGUCGCUAUGCUCUCUCUGGACGCCCCAGAGCAUCGCGAUACUUUCCCCGGACGCCCCAGAGCGUCGCGAUGCUCUCCCCGGACGCCCCAGAGCGUCGCGAUGCUCUACCCGGACGCCCCAGAGCAUCGCGAUGCUCUCCCCAGCCGCCCCAGAGCGUCGCGAUGCUCUCCCCGAACGCCCCAGAGCGUCGCGAUGCUCUCCCCGGACGCCCCAGAGAGUCGCGAUGCUCUCCCCGGACGCCCCAGAGCGUCGCGAUGCUCUCCCCGGACGCCCCAGAGCGUCGCUAUGCUCUCCCCUGACGCCCCAGAGCGUCGCGAUGCUCUCCCCGGACGCCCCAGAGCGUCACGAUGCUCUCCCCGGACGCCCCAGAGCGUCGCUAUGGUCUCCCCGGACGCCCCAGAGCGUCGCGAUGCUCUCCCCGGACGCCCCAGAGCAUCGCGAUGCUCUCCCCGGACGCCCGAGAGCGUCGCAAUGCUCUCCCCGGACGCCCCAGAGCGUCGCGAUGCUCUCCCCGGACGGCCCAGAGCGUCACGAUGCUCUCCCCGGACGCCCCAGAGUGUCGCUAUGCUCUCCCCGGACGCCCCAGAGCGUCGCGAUGCUCUCCCCGGACGCCCCAGAGCAUCGUGAUGCUCUCCCCGGACGCCCCAGAGCGUCGCAAUGCUUUCCCCGAACGCCCCAGAGCAUCGCGAUGCUCUCCCCGGACGCCCCAGAGCGUCGCGAUGCUCUACCCGUACGCCCCAGAGCGUCGCGAUGCUCUCCCCAGCUGCCCCAGAGCGUCGUGAUGCUCUCCCCGGACGCCCCAGAGCGUCGCGAUGCUCUCCCCGGACGCCCCAGAGCGUCCCGAUGCUCUCCUCGGACGCCCCAGAGCGUCACGAUGCUCUCCCCAGACGCCCCAGAGCGUCGCGAUGCUCUCCCCGGACGCCCCGGAGCGUCGCUAUGCUCUCCCCGGACGCCCCAGAGCGUCGCGAUGCUCUCCCCGGACGCCCCAGAGCGUCGCGAUGCUCUUUCCAGACGCCCCAGAGCAUCGCGAUGCUAUCCCCGGACGCCCCAGAGCGUCGCGAUGCUCUCCCCGGACGCCCCAGAGCGUCGCGAUGCUCUCCCCGGACGCCCCAGAGCGUCGCGAUGCUCUACCCGGACGCCCAAGAGCGUCGCGAUGCUCUCCCCAGCCGCCCCAGAGCGUCGUGAUGCUCUCCCCGGACGCCCCAGAGCGUCGCGAUGCUCUCCCCGGACGCCCCAGAGCGUCGGGAUGCUCUCCCCCGACGCCCCAGAGCGUCGCGAUGCUCUCCCCGGACGCCCCAGAGCAGCAUCGCGAUGCUCUCCCCAGCCGCCCCAGAGCGUCGUGAUGCUCUCCCCUGACGCCCCAGAGCGUCGCGAUGCUCUCCCCGGACGCCCCAGAGCGUCGCGAUGCUCUCCCCGAACGCCCCAGAGCGUCGCGAUGCUCUCCCCGGACACCCCAGAGCGUCGUAAUGCUCUCCCCGGACGCCCCCGAGCGUCGCUAUGCUCUCCCUGGACGCCCCAGAGCAUCGCGAUGCUCUCCUCGGACGCCCCAGAGCGUCGCGAUGCUCUCCCCGGACGCCCCAGAGCGUCGCGAUGCUCUCCCUGGACGCCCCAGAGCAUCGCGAUGCUCUCCUCGGACGCCCCAGAGCGUCGCGAUGCUCUCCCCGAACGCCCCAGAGCGUCGCGAUGCUCUCCCCGGACGCCCCACAGCGUCGCGAUGCUCUCCCCGGACGCCCUAGAGCGUCGCGAUGCUCUCCCCAGACGCCUCAGAGCGUUGCUAUGCUCUCCCUGGAUGCCCCAGAGCGUCGCGAUGCUCUACUCGGACGCCCCAGACCGUCGCGAUGCUCUCCCCGGACGCCCCAGAGCAUCGCGAUGCUCUCCCCGGACGCCCGAGAGCGUCGCGAUGCUCUCCCCGGACGCCCCAGAGCGUCGUGAUGCUCUCCCCGGACGCCCCUGA
Closterium sp. Naga37s-1 is the source of this 2727-nucleotide messenger RNA. NCBI's taxonomy places the organism in Eukaryota, Viridiplantae, Streptophyta, Zygnematophyceae, Desmidiales, Closteriaceae. The record is from the annotation of a GenBank genome assembly.